AUGUGUAUGCUCACCCCACUUCUCGCUGCCUCCAUGGCACUUCUAGUGGAAGCGAGUGGCACUGCUGAAGACCCGACAGCUGCUAUUUUCGAUUCCGAGAUCAAUUUCCUAGAUAAUGACCUGCGUCCCAAAUGGGGACACAGGAAAUCUCCGCUCGUAGCGAUUGCCCUCCUGGCUGCCGCAGUUGCUGCGGCGAUUUUGGUCAUCCAGUGCUUCAGGGCCCUACAGUCCAACGAAAAUUCUAGCGCAUACGGAUUGCAUAUGAGGAGGCUUGCAACAGGAGAUUCACGCUCUUGCUCUACACUGGAGCAAGGAGUGCAGGCGUUGGUAUGGGAGUGCCUUGAGGCUUUGGAAAAGCAGUCAAAUGCGAAUGCAGGUGGAAAGUCGGAAAAGCCUCCUUACGAGCUUUGGCAAUACAUCACAGGAGAGUCGUACGGAAGGCCAUUCGGUUUUGGUACAGGCUUUGCGGCAUUGGCAACGAAGUUGCGUAUGGUGGUAGGCUCUGUGUCUGAAAUGGGGCAUGUGGAGUAUGUGGAGUCUGUCAAGCUUUCCAUUUCCCGAACAAAUGUCAUUUGUUACUGCACGCUGUUAUCCGCCCUAUGCGUUACAACUGUUCCUGUGGAGAGGUAG
This is a messenger RNA of Eimeria maxima, 630 nucleotides long. RefSeq lists its product as hypothetical. The record is from RefSeq and is a predicted model, not a curated record. Bases 1 to 630 code for a protein of 209 amino acids. Lineage: Eukaryota; Apicomplexa; Conoidasida; Eucoccidiorida; Eimeriidae. The transcript is spliced from 4 exons.